Molecule: messenger RNA, 999 nt
Organism: Diaporthe citri
Lineage: Eukaryota; Fungi; Ascomycota; Sordariomycetes; Diaporthales; Diaporthaceae
Exons: 2
Coding region: 1-999 (332 amino acids)
Biological process (GO): translation
Cellular component (GO): ribosome; mitochondrial small ribosomal subunit
Molecular function (GO): structural constituent of ribosome; RNA binding
Source: RefSeq, a predicted model, not a curated record
AUGGCAUCUCUACGACCGACCUUCGCCCUGAGAGGUCGGUGUCAGUCUUCGGCGCCGCAAUGGCAGCAACUUCGGCGGAUGUUACAGGGCCUGCAGCUAAGCCACAAGGCCAGCAGUGCGAGGCUGCUGUCCACGACGACCUCGGGCGCCGACGAUACCAUCACCCCCGAUGAAUUCGCAGCUAUGAGCAUGGGACGGGUCCGUGCUGCCCUACAAGACAUGGACAGGCGGAACCAGACACCGGGCAGCAGCGAGCUGCGGAUGCCUCCACACGCUCGAGCCCUACCGAUAUCGCCGUCGUACUUCUCGCGACAGGCCGAUUUCAACGACAGCUACCUCACACUACAGAAGUUGAUGCGGCAAUAUGCCCAUCUGCCGACCGUGCCGGCAGACCAGGUGGAGAAAGCGGCUUUCAGGACGCUGAAGGAUUUCCGCUUGUCGGCUGGCGAAGACGUCAGGGCGGCCGAGUAUGCGAAGGCCAUGAAGCUGGUUAGGCGGCUGCACAAGAUUCACCCGUCACUGGCACCGGAGAGCGUCAAAGAGGCUGUUGGGAAGUUCAAGCGGAACAUCAACCCACACACCAACAUUGCCAAGCCAAUUGAAAUCGACAGAUUCGGCAGGGCACUGGGCGUGGGACGAAGGAAGACGUCGACGGCACGCGCGUGGGUGGUAGAAGGCACUGGCGAGGUUCUCAUCAACGGGAAAUCGCUGGCAGAUGCAUUCGGCCGCGUGCACGACCGAGAGAGCGCCAUGUGGCCGCUGAAGGCUUCGCAGCGCGUGGACAAGUACAAUGUGUGGGCGCUCGUCGACGGCGGUGGCACGACCGGGCAAGCAGAGGCACUCACUCUCGCUGUUGCCAAAGCUCUCCUGGCACAUGAGCCGGCGCUCAAGCCGGUGCUUCGCCGAGCUGGCGUCGUAACUCGGGAUCGCAGGACCGUGGAGAGAAAGAAGCACGGCCACCUCAAGGCAAGGAAGAAGCCUGCCUGGGUCAAGCGUUAA